AUGCCGGCGAGUAUCACAACGAGAUUACCGUUUAGUAGAACCAGCUCCAGCUCUGCCGACGACGAGUUUGCAACACUGCUGCUACCGCCGCAAACCACCCCCUUCACACCGUCGCAUAAUGCGGACUGCACGCUCUCCGUCUACUGCAAGGACCUGACGUACGCCGACGGUGCGAUCCAUCUGCGGUCGGGUCUCGCCUGCCAGGCGGUUAACGUGUUGGGGAGGGCGAAGAUAUGGUACGAACCGAGAUGUUUCCCGGAUGGAUACUUUACGCUCUUCAACAACAUGUACAAGGAAAUUGACGAGGGAAUGGGGACGGCCGCGGCCCUCGAAGAGCCCCGGUGGUCGACGUUGGCGUACCCCGGGUCCGCCUGCCUGGACGACUGGACUACGGCCUGCGUGACGGCCGUCACGGACGGGGUUUCGCAGUAUUCGCAGGCAUGGUGCUGUCCGCGAGGCUCGUGGACUUGCGUGUCAAGCGGAAACGACGCCGGCCCCUCGGUUCGCAGCGGGCGAUAUUGUGCGAGUGUUAUGGGCAUGAGCUCAACGGAGGUGUGGAUGGUCUGGGAUCCGCCGUACACGGAACCCGAGGGGAACGGACAGUAUUCUACCUGGACGGCGGUUAUCGGUGGAGCGCCUGCAGAAUAUGCCGCCACCGUCUACCACGAGGUCUUCCCACUGCAGUUAGCCGUGACGUCUAGCGUAUCCGACAUGCCCAGCAGUACCAACACGAGUCAAGAGCCAGGCGGGAAUUCCAACUCCGUUUCUGUUCUCUUCGGGGGCGUGGUAGUGGGAAUAGCAAUAGGCACAGCGCUCGGUGUCCUAGGAGCGCUGUGCGGAGCCAUCUUCCUCUACCGCCGCAGACGAAAGAGGAGGGCUGGUCACAAUAAUAGUGGCGGUCCCGGACCAAGUCCGCAGCUUGACGAAACCGCGGCAGAUAAGCCAGAGCCCGAAGGAGGCUCUGCAGCGCAAGCGAAAGAGACGACGCAGAUAGCAGAGCUCGACGCGGGAGCUUCGAGGUCGGAGUUAAAUGGUUCUGGGAUCGAAUUGCGGUGCGCAACUGUCAGUCCAUUGAGCAGUUUCGGUCCGGAUCCGAUAGGAAGCGAUGGGAUUUCUCCCUCAACCGACUCGCGACAUAACACCGUCUUCGAGAUGUCGGGGUAG
Messenger RNA from Daldinia caldariorum, 1164 nucleotides. RefSeq lists its product as uncharacterized. NCBI's taxonomy places the organism in Eukaryota, Fungi, Ascomycota, Sordariomycetes, Xylariales, Hypoxylaceae. The record is from RefSeq and is a predicted model, not a curated record. The transcript has a single exon. The coding region runs from base 1 to 1164 and encodes 387 amino acids.